AUGGCAUCCCUGAAAAUAACCAAGAAACACCAUAAACACCUCAACAACCCUUUCCCUUCAAACCCGAAAACUCUCCCUUGUAUUCAUGGAAACCUUCUAUUCGAUUUUCAGUCAGUCCCUUCAGAACAGAUCUAUGACAUUGGAAAGGAUUUUCAGUCAAAUUGGUCAUCCAAAAAUGGCGGGUCUCUCUGUAUUUUCCAUAAGUCUCAGCCUUCAAGAUCCAUGUGGUCGACCGUCCCAGGACGAUCCUUUGUUUCUGCAGCAGUGGCUGAAACAGAGAUUGAAGAGAGUAGAGGAUCAUUUGUUAUCAAAGACAGAGAUAUCCACUCGAUAUGCAAUCAUCAAACCAUUGAUAAUAUCAGGACCAUUCAUACAUCUGAUAUCGUUUUAUGUGCAAAUAAUCAAGAUUUUACCUCUUUUAGCAAUGGACUGGACCAAGAAAGACAGAACAAAGGAAUACAGUUACCUGCUCUUCUGAUUACUGGGAAGAUUUUCUGUGUGAAAAAAAGGAAAAACAGUAUACAAAGUUCUGAAUUUAUAGAAAAACAGCCGUCCACUUAUGCUAAGUACUGGAUGCUGUUUGAUCAGAAAAACAAAAAUCAAAUUGGAUUCCAAGUGAGACUAGCAAAGCCAAAAGUGGAACAUCGGCAGAAGCUUUCUCCAAGAACUUAUGGUUACAGAGCCUUCAUUUCAAAAUUUGGUCGAAUUCGGAGACUUCGAAUUGGAUGCAGUAGAUAUUUUUCGAGGAAGAGAGGAAUUAUAACAGUUUCACCGGCAGAAGAGGAAAACGUAAUAAUGAAGAAUGAAGGUGUUACUGAUUUUAAUAGGAUCUGCAUUACAUAUUCUAGUGAAAAAAGCGAAAAAUUCUAUGGUUUUGGUGAGCAGUUUUCACAUAUGGACUUCAAGGGGAAGAGGGUGCCAAUAUUUGUUCAAGAGCAAGGCAUAGGGAGAGGUGAUCAACCUAUCACAUUUGCAGCGAAUUUGGUUAGCUACAGGGCAGGGGGUGAUGAAAGUACAACUUAUGCUCCUUCACCUUUUUAUAUGACAUCAAGAAUGAGGUCACUUUACCUUGAAGGAUACAACUAUUCAGUAUUUGAUCUAACGAAAGAUGACAGCGUCCAGAUACAGACGCAUGGAGAUUUGGUUGAAGGUAGAAUACUGCAUGGGAACUCACCUACUGAGCUUAUUGAACACUUCACAGAAACCAUUGGGAGACCUCAAAAACUUCCCGACUGGAUAAUAUCAGGUGCUGUGGUGGGAUUGCAAGGUGGCACCGAAACAGUACGUCAUAUGUGGAAGGAGCUGCAGGCUCAAGAAACUCCAGUAUCGGCAUUUUGGUUGCAGGACUGGGUAGGGCAGAGGAAAACAGUUAUUGGAUCACAACUUUGGUGGAACUGGGAAGUGGAUUCAAAUAGGUACUCAGGAUGGCGGCAAUUAAUCAAAGAUCUAGGUGCACGGGAUAUUAAAGUGAUGACAUAUUGCAAUCCUUGUUUAGCUCUGAUGGACGAAAAGCCUAAUGCAAAAAGAAACCUAUUUGAGGAGGCGACAAAGUUAGACAUCUUAGUGAAGGAGAAAAAUGGAGACCCAUAUAUGGUUCCUAAUACAGCUUUUGAUGUUGGAAUGCUGGAUCUGACCCAUCCAAAGACAGAAAGUUGGUUCAAACAGAUUUUGCAAGAAAUGGUGGAUGAUGGAGUCCGGGGAUGGAUGGCUGAUUUCGGUGAAGGCCUGCCAGUUGAUGCCUGCCUUUAUUCAGGUGAAGAUCCAAUUACGGCCCAUAAUAGAUACCCAGAGCUAUGGGCAAAAAUAAACAGGGAAUUUGUAGAAGAAUGGAAAAGUAGUCUCGUGGGUAAGGAGAAGGAAGAUCCAGAAGACGGCCUGGUAUUCUUCAUGAGGGCUGGUUUCAGGAAUAGUCCAAAAUGGGCGACCCUAUUUUGGGAAGGUGAUCAAAUGGUAAGCUGGCAAGCUAAUGAUGGGAUAAAGAGUGCAGUGGUAGGAUUGCUCAGCAGUGGACUUUCAGGGUAUGCUUUGAAUCAUAGUGAUAUUGGAGGCUACUGUUCUGUGAACUUACCAUUUUUUAAGUAUCAAAGGAGCGAAGAACUACUCUUGCGGUGGAUGGAGCUGAAUGCAUUCUCCGUUGUCUUCCGGACACAUGAAGGAAACAAACCAACUAGCAACAGCCAGUUCUACUCCAACCACAGAACAUUAUCGCAUUUCGCACGCUUUGCCAAGAUAUACAAAGCUUGGAAGUUUUACAGGAUCCAACUAGUUAAGGAGGCCUCUGAAAAGGGCCUACCUGUUUGUCGCCAUCUAUUCCUCCACUAUCCAGAAGAUGAAUACGUGCAUACAUUAACGUAUCAGCAAUUUCUAGUAGGCACAGAGAUCCUAGUAGUGCCUGUUCUAGAUAAAGGCAAGGAAGUGGUUAGGGCUUAUUUUCCAAAAGGAGAAAACUAUUCAUGGAAGCAUGUUUGGACAGGAAAACUAUAUUCUAAACCAGGUUCUGAGGCUUGGGUGGAAGCUCCAAUUGGAUACCCAGCCAUUUUUGUCAAAGACUCGUCUAAAAUUGGAGACACCUUUCUGAAAAACCUCAAAGAAUACAAUGUCCUAUAAAGAAGUUACAACCGAAAUGGAUGCUGUAGAAUUGUUUAGGUUUGUUAACAAAGAGAUGUACAGUCUCUACAUAUCUCAUAUUCUACCAGGCAUUUGUUAAUUU
This is a messenger RNA of Olea europaea var. sylvestris, 2710 nucleotides long. Its product is annotated as sulfoquinovosidase-like. The record is from RefSeq and is a predicted model, not a curated record. The coding region runs from base 1 to 2607 and encodes 868 amino acids. Gene Ontology annotation, molecular function: carbohydrate binding; hydrolase activity, hydrolyzing O-glycosyl compounds. NCBI's taxonomy places the organism in Eukaryota, Viridiplantae, Streptophyta, Magnoliopsida, Lamiales, Oleaceae. The transcript is spliced from 8 exons. Gene Ontology annotation, biological process: carbohydrate metabolic process.